Calliphora vicina (urban bluebottle blowfly) is the source of this 2550-nucleotide messenger RNA. It is a transcript of the gene Opbp, whose product is annotated as Optix-binding protein. Lineage: Eukaryota; Metazoa; Arthropoda; Insecta; Diptera; Calliphoridae. Gene Ontology annotation, molecular function: DNA-binding transcription factor activity; RNA polymerase II cis-regulatory region sequence-specific DNA binding. The transcript has 6 exons. Bases 227 to 2437 code for a protein of 736 amino acids. The record is from RefSeq and is a predicted model, not a curated record. Gene Ontology annotation, biological process: regulation of transcription by RNA polymerase II.
GUGCAAUUAAAUUUCACCACUUACCAAUCUUCAUAUUCACCACAGAUAAAUAAGCUGUCAAAAGCAUAUGUUUAUAAAAAAUAAAAAAAAAUAUCAUCCGCGUGAAGUUAGGUGUGGACAAUAUUAUUUUAAGUUGCUUUUAUUUAAAUUCAAAUAAUCUCAAGUUUGUUAUUGUUAAAUUGUUGUUUAUACUCAUAUAAUUUAAGUGCAGGCUGCAUACAAAAUAAUGGCUGAGGAAACGGUCGAUUUAAUAGAAGAAUCUAACGAUGAAAUGGAAAGUUGGUUAUAUUAUACCCAGGAUAAUAAAACGGAAGAUAACAGUGAUAUAAAUAGUCUUAAUGAUGUAGAUGCAGAACAACAAUUAAUUUAUAUAGACUCUACGGACCUAGUAUCAAAUGGUAAUGAACAAGCUUUUCAUUAUAAUGAUGAGGAAAAUGAACUAAUAAAUAAUGCAGUAGAUGACCAAGAUAUACAAGAUAAUGGUGAAGUGAAUGAAGAAGAACCACUAGAUAAUGUAGAUGACUUAUCAAAGCACAACUUAAUUUUAAGAGAAACUAUUGAUGAAAAUGGUCAGCUGGUGGAGGGUUAUUUUUGCCAACAGUGCAAUUUAGCAUUUAACACUAUCGAAGAUUUUUUGAGCUAUCAUCCCUGCAUGGAACUACUAAAUGAAAUUCCCGAACAGCAAGAGCAACAACAACAAGAGACAGUGCCAUCAGCUACUCCAGAAGAUAAAUUAUGGGAUUUAGUAGAAAAUUUAGAUGAGGCAGAAGAUGAUGAUAACGCUUUUGAUGAAAUUAUCGAAAUUAAACCAAAUAUAGAUAGUCUAAACGAAAAUGAAGUAGCCAGCAGUACUGUUGAGUUGGAUAAGGAACGAUAUUUCUGCUACGAUUGCCAACAAGUAUUUACCGACUUAACUACAGCCGAAAAUCAUGAUUGUAUCAAUCAAUUGCCAAAUUCUGAAGAAUUGACUGAGCCAAAGUCUACUUUACUUGUAGAUAAUGAGGUAAAUAAUGUUUACAGAUGCCAUUUAUGUGAUAAAGACUAUACAUCUUUACGAUCCUUUAACAAUCAUCAACGUUGGCAUAAAAAAUCUGAAGAAUUAUUGGGUCACCCCAAGACUUUGCAUGAUGUAGCUGUAGUCUGUGAUGUUUGUAAUACGGUAUUUGCAUCGGAAAAGAAUUUAAAGUUGCACAUGAAGAUGCAUAAAAAGCAAACCAUUAAAACCAUACAGGAGGCAUUACCAGUUGGUGCGCAAAAUGAAUACAAUGAAUUGAAUCAAUUCUUUUGUGAAAUUUGCAAUAAAAGUUUCGAUCAAAAACUUUUGGUCAUCCACAAGAAUAUGCAUCAAAAUCUGGAGGAAUAUAAUUGCGGCAAAUGUAAUAAACAAUUUGAAAACUUGCCAAGUUAUGAAAUACACAUGCAGAUGCAUGUGGACAAUAUAACGAAUGUUAAGAAAUUUGCUACGGUUAAGAAAUUUAAUGAUUUUAUAAUUACUGAAGAUGUGCCAUCUACCUCGGCCCAAGGCAGCUCUAAAGAUGCUGGUGGUAAACGUAAACAUGCAUGUCAAUAUUGUGGCAAAGAGUUUUCACGUCCCUAUGAGAAAGUUAAACAUGAACGUGUACACACAGGCGAGAAACCCUAUGAAUGUGAAGUGUGUGGCAAGACUUUUAGGGUUUCCUAUUCCCUGACUUUACAUUUGAGAACCCACACGGAUAUAAGGCCUUAUGUGUGUGCCACCUGUAAUAAACGCUUCAAGCAGCAAUCCGUUUAUGUGCAUCACCUAAAGACCCAUGUCGUUGAGCGCGGCUAUAAGUGUGAUGUUUGCGGUAAAAGUUUUCGCACUUCUGUGCAACUAAGUGGCCAUAAAAAUAUACACAGUAAACCCUACAAUUGCACCGAAUGUAAUCGUCCCUUUGCUUCGUUAUACUCUGUAAAAAUUCACAUGAAAACCCACAAUAAAUGCCAUAAAUCCAAUAAAAAUCUCAAAAAUCGCUGCAGUAUAUGUGAUGCCUCCUAUGCCCGUAUAUUUGCUUUACGUUUUCAUCUUAAGGAACAACAUGGUCUCGAUGUACAUCCCACACAAUUGUUAGCGGCGACCAGUAGUUCGAAUGUAAAUACGCACAAGGAAAUGGAUGUUGAAACAGCCAUACUAAUGAAUGCCGCCCAUGAGGCUAGCAAUCAACAAAUGCAUUUUAUAAAUGCCGAUGAUGAGGAUGACAAUGAUGACGAUGAUGAUAAUGAGGACCAUGAUAAUGGGGAUGAGCGGAUAUUUAGUAAUCAAGUGGAUCAUGAGGAAAAUAUACAAAAUCCAGCUUUGACACAUAAUAGUUAUUUGGAUGAAACUGAGGCGGCUACCCAGGCUAUAUUAAAUACACAAGAGAUUUCUGUUGAUAAUUUUCCUACCGAAGAAAUUAUCACCGAUUGGUUAUCCAAAUAGUAAUUGUUAAGUUUAUUAUUUUUGUUUUUUAUUUUUUUGUAAUAAAAUAUUAAUUAAAUUAGCUUUAUUUAACUUUUUGUAUAAAUAGUAAUAACAUUUUAGUGGAAAAUAUU